GAAAUAGGGUUUUGAAGAGGAAUCGAAAGCAUAAAUUCCAGUUGAAGGAAGCAUAUAGAAACCCGUGAGUUGAACAGUUUUCUUCAAGCUUGGUUUUGGAGACAAAAGGCAUAAUAGAGACAAACGAAAGAAAGCAUAAUCAAAGUGAAGAGAAGAAGCUUAAAGAAGGCUCCAAAAAUGAGUUUCAAAAGCUCUUCUCUUCUCUGCAUAGCGCUUCUGCUUGCAUUGUCUUCUACUAUUAAUGGCUUUAACAUCACAGAGAUGUUGGAAAAGUAUCCAGAGCUGUCCUCAUUCAACAAGUACAUCACCGAAUCCAAGCUUGCAGACCAAAUCAACAGCCGCAACACCAUCACCGUUCUUGCUGUUGAGAACGGCGCCAUCUCUUCCAUUUCCGGGAAAACCCCAGCAGUCAUUAAGGCCAUCAUCGGCACCCACAUCAUCCUUGACUACUAUGAUGAGAAGAAGCUCAUGGAAGUUCAAGCUAACAGCUCCCUGUUGACAACCCUCUACCAGUCCACAGGCCUUGCCGUCAAGCAACAAGGCUUCGUCAACGUUUCACUCAUCGGCGAGGGCGAAAUCGCCUUCAGCCCCGCCGGCACUUCCGACUACUCCGAGCUCGUCAAGACCGUCACCACCCAGCCCUACAACAUCUCCAUUCUUCAAAUCACCAAGCCCCUCAUCGCCCCAGGUGUUGACAAUCAAACCCAAUCUGCACAGUCACCACAACAAGCUAAAGCCUCUCCCCCCACAGAGACAGCCAGGGCACCGGCUCCCUCCACACAGAGUGGCAAGGCAUCUGCUCCCUCGACAGACAGUGCCAAAGCACCCGCAACGAAAGACGGUGCGGAGGCACCAGCUCCUGCGGAGGAUGCAAAAUCUCCUUCUGCAGCCACUGCUGAGGCACCAGCUCCUUCGGAAACUGCAGCCGCGCCUUCACCUGCCGAGUCUCCUAAAGCUGAUGCCCCAGCAACAGCCGAUGCCCCAGCAGAUGGUCCCGCUGCUGAUGGUGCUGCAGAUACUGCAAGCUCCUCCACCAUUAAGAUGAGCUUGGUUGGAUCGGUGAUGGCCAUCGCUUCACUCUUGAUCGUUUUAUAAACUGGUUCAUGAAAUAAAGAUGAUAUAGAUAUCUAUAUCUAUCUAUCUAUAUAUAGAUAUACGUUUUAUUACACUUAUAUUGAGAGGAGGAAGAGAAUGAGAAGAGGGCCUUCAGGAAGACACAAACGGAUAUUGGAAAGGAUGAUGUAGAGUUCGUUGUCGCUGAAAAUGUUGGUCAAUGAAAAUAAACUUGUAUUUUAAGUGGUUGCGACGUAUAAAUAAAUGAACAAGUUAUUUA
Molecule: messenger RNA, 1333 nt
Organism: Vigna umbellata (rice bean)
Lineage: Eukaryota; Viridiplantae; Streptophyta; Magnoliopsida; Fabales; Fabaceae
Product: fasciclin-like arabinogalactan protein 14
Cellular component (GO): plasma membrane
Source: RefSeq, a predicted model, not a curated record